Molecule: messenger RNA, 5213 nt
Organism: Ornithorhynchus anatinus (platypus)
Lineage: Eukaryota; Metazoa; Chordata; Mammalia; Monotremata; Ornithorhynchidae
Gene: PLCL2
Product: phospholipase C like 2
Exons: 7
Coding region: 360-3728 (1122 amino acids)
Biological process (GO): regulation of synaptic transmission, GABAergic; intracellular signal transduction; lipid metabolic process
Molecular function (GO): phosphatidylinositol-4,5-bisphosphate phospholipase C activity; inositol 1,4,5 trisphosphate binding; GABA receptor binding
Source: RefSeq, a predicted model, not a curated record
GGCGGAGGCGGGGCGGGCGGCGGCGGCAGCGGCAGCCAGAUGAGCGGGCCUCCCUCCAUCCGGCUCCGGACAGGAGGGAUCCCCCCCGGCCGACCUGCACCAGCUGUCCCGGAGGAGGCGGCGGCGGCUCCGAGCGGCUCACCGGUAAUUCAGCUGCCCAGGCUCUAACUCCGCGGGAGGCAGAAUUUGAGAAGAGACCGACGGAGACAUCGAAUCUAAAUCAUUUUUUAAAAAAAAAAAAAAAACCCAGAAAAGAAAAGCGGAAGAAACCGCCGAAGCGGUAGAGGCGGGGGAGCCGAGGAAGGAGGAGGAAGGAGGAGGAGGAGGACAGCAUUGUGCUCGCCUGUCGGAGGGGGCGGAUGGCGGAGUGCGGGCGAGGGGGCGGCGGGGGUCUGCCCACCUCCCCAGGUCCUGCCCAGGGAAAGGUGGUCUUCAAGGCGGGGGAUGGAGAAGGAGGAGGAGGAGGAGGCCUCGGAAGACCACGCUACGACCGCGGCGGUGGGGUUUCCAACGGAGACUGUGCCCUGGGGGGCUCCCCGGGGGGCUCCCUGGGGGAGGAGGCCCCGGCCGGCAGCCCCGGCCGAGGGAGCCACGCCGCCCCUGUCACCUCCACGCCGAUCCCGAGGGACAGCAAGCCCGGAGGCAUCCCCCGCAGGACCAGCAUCAUUAAGGAUGGUACAAAACAGAAAAGAGAAAGGAAAAAGACUGUGUCAUUUAGCAGCAUGCCAACAGAGAAGAAAAUCAGUAGUGCAAGUGACUGUAUUAAUUCAAUGGUUGAAGGCUCAGAACUCAAAAAAGUUCGGUCCAACUCCAGAAUUUACCACAGGUAUUUUCUUUUGGACGCAGACAUGCAAUCUCUGCGGUGGGAACCAUCAAAGAAGGAUUCUGAAAAAGCCAAGAUUGACAUUAAGUCAAUCAAAGAAGUAAGAACGGGAAAAAAUACAGAUAUAUUCCGCAGCAAUGGCAUCUCUGACCAGAUAUCUGAAGACUGUGCAUUUUCUGUCAUAUAUGGAGAGAACUAUGAGUCACUUGAUUUGGUUGCCAACUCUGCAGAUGUUGCUAAUAUUUGGGUUACUGGGCUAAGGUACCUGAUUUCUUAUGGCAAACACACACUUGAUAUGAUAGGAAGUAGACAUGAUAUCAUGCGGACUUCCUGGGUUGCACAAAUGUUUAGCGAAAUUGAUGUAGAUAACCUUGGACACAUAGACCUAUGUCAUGCCGUGCAGUGUAUUAAAAACCAAAGUCCUGGUUUGAAAACAAGUAAAAUUGAGCUCAAGUUCAAAGAAUUGCACAAAUCUAAGGACAAAACUGGCACUGAAGUAACAAAAGAAGAAUUUGUUGAGGUUUUCCAUGAGCUUUGCACCCGGCCUGAAAUAUAUUUCCUUUUGGUUCAAUUUUCAAGCAAUAAAGAAUUCUUAGACACCAAGGACCUUAUGAUGUUUUUAGAGGCCGAGCAGGGUGUGGCACAUAUCACUGAAGAAAUAAGCCUUGAAAUUAUUCACAAGUAUGAACCAUCCAAAGAGGGUCAAGAGAGAGGAUGGCUUUCUAUAGACGGUUUUACUAAAUACCUUAUGUCACCUGACUGUUUUAUCUUUGAUCCAGAACACAAAAAGGUUUGUCAGGAUAUGAAGCAACCUUUAUCUCAUUAUUUUAUAAACUCAUCUCAUAAUACGUACUUGAUAGAGGAUCAGUUUCGAGGUCCAUCCGACAUCACAGGAUACAUUCGGGCACUUAAAAUGGGUUGCCGGAGUGUUGAGUUGGAUGUGUGGGAUGGGCCAGACAAUGAACCUGUGAUUUACACGGGCCAUACAAUGACCUCACAGAUAGUCUUCCGCAGUGUAAUUGACAUUAUUAACAAGUAUGCAUUCUCGGCUUCAGAGUAUCCUCUGAUCUUAUGUUUAGAAAACCAUUGUUCUAUUAAGCAACAGAAAGUAAUGGUUCAGCACAUGAAGAAGAUUUUGGGAGACAAACUUUAUACCAAGUCCCCAAAUGUUGAGGAGUCCUAUCUUCCAUCUCCUGAUGUUCUGAAAGAAAAAAUACUAAUUAAAGCAAAGAAGCUAUCCACAACUUGUCCUGGGUUAGAGGGAGAUGUUACAGAUGAAGAUGAAGGAGCAGAAAUGUCUCAAAGAGUAGGAAAAGAAGGGGUGGAACUACCAAAUAUUGUGCCUGUGAAACGAUUUCAGCUUUGCAAAGACCUCUCUGAAUUGGUAAGCAUAUGUAAAUCCAUUCAGUUCAAAGAAUUUCAAGUAUCAUUUCAGGUUCAGAAAUACUGGGAAGUGUGUUCUUUUAAUGAAGUUCUUGCCAGCAAAUACGCCAAUGAAAAUCCAGGAGAUUUUGUAAAUUACAACAAGCGCUUUCUGGCCAGGGUUUUUCCCAGCCCAAUGAGGAUAGACUCCAGUAAUAUGAAUCCGCAGGAUUUUUGGAAGUGUGGUUGUCAAAUAGUAGCCAUGAAUUUUCAGACGCCUGGACUGAUGAUGGAUCUUAAUAUCGGUUGGUUUCGACAGAAUGGGAAUUGUGGCUAUGUUCUCCGACCAGCCAUAAUGCGAGAAGAGGUAUCCUUCUUCAGUGCAAAUACAAAAGACUCUGUUCCAGGAGUUUCACCGCAGCUUCUUCAUAUUAAAAUAAUUAGCGGUCAGAACUUUCCCAAACCCAAAGGAUCGGGUGCCAAAGGUGAUGUUGUAGAUCCUUAUGUAUACGUUGAAAUUCACGGCAUCCCUGCAGACUGUGCAGAACAAAGGACAAAAACAGUGCACCAGAACGGAGACGCUCCCAUUUUUGAUGAGAGCUUUGAAUUUCAAAUCAAUCUACCUGAACUCGCCAUGGUACGCUUCGUAGUACUGGAUGACGAUUACAUUGGGGAUGAAUUCAUUGGGCAGUACACAAUUCCUUUCGAGUGUUUACAAACAGGCUACCGACAUGUCCCACUUCAGUCGUUAACGGGCGAGGUUUUAGCACAUGCUUCUUUGUUCGUACAUGUGGCGAUCACUAACCGAAGAGGAGGAGGGAAACCUCACAAAAGAGGCCUUUCGGUGAGGAAGGGGAAAAAGUCGAGGGAAUACGCCUCCCUGAGAACAUUGUGGAUUAAAACCGUAGACGAAGUGUUCAAGAAUGCCCACCCACCUAUCCGGGAUGCUACAGAUCUCAGAGAGAAUAUGCAGAAUGCAGUAGUUUCAUUCAAAGAAUUAUGUGGUGUAUCUCCUGUAGCAAAUCUCAUGCAGUCCAUUUUGGCUGUGUCUUCGCACUUGGUUGGACCUGAUAAUACAUCCUUGGUGGUUCUGAACCUCAGUGAUCAAUUUCCCACAAUGGAGUUGCAAGGAACAGUACCAGAGGUUUUGAAAAAGAUUGUAACAGCAUUUGACACGAUGAUUCAGACCAUCAAGACUUUAAUUGAAAAUGCUGAUAAUGUAUAUGAGAAGAUAGUUCAGUGCCAGAAGGCUGCCAUGGAGUUCCAUGAGAACCUGCAUACUAUAGGUGCAAAAGAAGGUUUGAAGGAAAGAAAAUUACAAAAAGCGGUGGAGAGUUUUACGUGGAAUAUUACAAUCUUAAAGGGACAAGCUGAUCUUCUCAAAUAUGCUAAAAAUGAGACAAUGGAGAACCUGAAGCAAAUCCAGCUUGCUGCUCUUUCAUGUGGACUGAAUAAACCAGGCACUGUAAAUUCAGAAGUCUCGAAGCCUCGUCGGAGCCUGGAGGCCAUACCUGAAAAAGCAAAUGACGAAACUGGAGAAUGAGAGAACUUUAUAGUCAUUAUUAUGGAGUUUAUAACUCUAGGACCAAUUGUAGCCACACAGGACAUUUGCUUUGCACUCACAAUUGAGAAAUAAAUACAUUUGGAAUCCCAAAGCACAACUGGAAAAGUUUUUAAACUGUGAACGUUUGUAGCAAUUUUGCUUGUGAAGGCAAAAGAAAUGAACGGAAAUCAUAUGAUUGGUCAAAAUAGUCUUAUUUGUGUUGAGGUAUCAUAAUUCAGUAACUGCAAAGAAUAGGUUAUUGAUUAGACAGUUGAGAAACUUAUUUCUGAAGGAAAGUAAUCUUUUGAAGAUUUGGUAAGUCACAGAAGCAUAUGUAGGAGGGAACUGGAUGUACACAUUUUAUUGAAUGUGUGAUUUUUGUCAAUCUGAAUUAGGGCUACAGAAGAUUUGGUUGUAUGCUUGCUGAGCCAUAAUUAAAAAUGAGAAUGUAGUUGGACAAUGCUCAUUGUAUCUUUGGUGCACUAUAGGAGAGCCAUUGUGAAAAAGGAAAAUGUGCAAUCAGUUUGAAGUCCUCUAACAUGCGUAUUAUUUCUGCCUAAGAACUUCUGCGAAUGUGUCUAUCUAAUGUAAAAGUGACCAAAUUGCAAGCAACACACUGUAAAUAGUUUUUCAUUGUGUGAAGUGAAGUGUUCAUAUUAAAAAAGUUUUAUGAUAUUUCUCCCAUGCAAGUAAAGCUUUUAACUAAAUUUUAACUUUUUUAUUUUCUAGUCCAAAAGUAUUCUACUUGUAAGGAUAGUUACCACCAUCCUUUUGAGAGGUUUGUCAAAUGAUGAUGCUGUUCUGGGAUGUUGGUUUCUUUGUUAGGUUUUUGACAAUAUUAGGUUAUGGUAGCUGACUGUUGCUGUUAAACGAACAUCCCAAACUAUGGCCAUCGUCUCAGUAUUCUUCAUUUAACAGUACAGGGCAGUGUACCAUGACAGCGUGCAAUAAGUUAGAAGGAAAAAUAAAAAGAUGAGAUUAAAUGUAGUUUUUGUGGAGCCAUUUAAGUUUUUAAUCAAAUCUUUUCUUGUUUUCACGAAUCGGUAAAACUUUGGCUCAUUUCAGAAGAGGAACUCCCCAUUGCAUUCUGAUUAUUGCUUUGUCCAAAAACACGAUUGCUUUUAUGAUUUUGAAAAUGUAAAAGCUCUUUUGCAAAAGCCCCUCUUAGAGUCAUUGUAUUCCUCCUUCCAACAGUUUAGAUAGAUUAGCUAGAGAAAUGUUUACAAUGUUGAUCUUAGUUUCCUGUAAGUCUAGUGCAUAAAACGAGGCAAAUUAAGGCUAAUGCAGCCCCUCAUGUUAAAUUGUUUAAGUAAAGAAAACAAUCAGAAAAAUUGAGGAGCCUGGGCUGAAUUAAAGGCAUUUCUUUAUAUUUUAUGUCUGUCAUCUUAAUCCUUUCUUAGUGUCCAUGGCUUUGGUCUAGAUCUAGACAAAGUUGGCUUACUUGUUAAUAUGAUUCCAAAAGACAAAGUAAAGAUGAUAAUUGUG